AUGUUAGACGACCAACGAAAGAGAAGGAUAGAGCUCAAUGCCGGACCUACUGCACGCAAGAAACCUAUGCUUAACGCCUCGAGCUCAACCCCAUCCCCAAUCCUCGAUACUAACCAUCUCAACCCGGCCGAUCGAACUCUGGCCGAGCCGGCCAACCAUCUCAAUCAAUCGGUCGGCGAUGACGAUCUCCUCGAGAACUUUCGCAAAGAGGCUCUUUGGAGGCAAUUGCAGGAAUAUAAACGCGACCUGCAACGGGCUCAGGAGAGGAUCGAGGAAUCCGAGUCACAAAAGAGUGAUGUCGAAUCACGUUUAGCAGCGAUCGACAUAUGCUGGAACCAGUUAAUCGAAGAUGUCCGCGUCCUUUUUAAAGACUCCUGCACCAAUCUUGACAGCUCCACUCACGCCACCCUCAUGUCGCUCCCGUCUACACCCACAACCCUGGAUCGCGCACUUCACCAACGCUCAACCGCUUCAAAAGACCUCAUCAUUCACCUGAUCUCACUCGCAUCCUCCUCAUCAGUGGCUUCGCCUGAUCUCGAAGAAAUCAGAGCGCGCUGUCGGCGUCUCACUGCCGAAUCGGCCUCGAGCAGGGCUGCGCUAGGAUUGGCUGAGAGUAAACUCAAACAGCUACAGGAUCAGCUUGAUGCUGCCCAAGAAGCAACCAGACGAGCUGAGAAGAAGCUCGACCGGGAACGUAGUCGAACCGUGAAAGAAUUAGAUGCCCAAGGUCAAGGCGGAUCUACAUCUCAGCCCCCCAAGAGUGAAAGCCGAUUACCCGCUGAUGAUUCUCCCAAACCUCCUGCGGAGCAAAAUGGCAAUGGAACUCAUACUGUCAAACCUUCCAGUCUGCCUGUGUGUAACGGUACUGAUUCGACCGAUCACGAUUCUUCAAAAGAACUUGACAACGCUCGCUCGCGAGAACUGGAAACACUUAAGGAGCAGCUUCUACAGCGGGCCCAUGAAAUCGAUAUACUGAAUUGGAAGAUGAUUAAUUUGCCAGAUGAGAUUGUACGAAAUACCCCCGCUUUUACCCGCCUGAAAGCGGAAGUCGCGCACGCAACGUUAGAACUUGAACGUGUCCGGACCCUGUUAGAGGCUACUCAGAAGGAAGCUGAUGAUCUUAGGGAACGUCAGGAGGAAUUCCGAACCAAGGUUGUGACUGAGAUGACGAAGCGUGUGGAGGACAUGGAGAAAAAACUGGCCAGCAAAGAUGCUGAUGUUACCCGAAUCCGAGCAACACGCGAGGAAGCGCGGUCCGAGCUACACGAACUCAAGUCGCGCGAUGUUGAGAAAAUGAAGCAAGUGGCCCAAAUAAGAACGCUGGCCAACAGUCGUCAGGACCGCAUCAACGCCUUGUCUUCUGAAGUUCGUCGGCUGAAGAUGCGUCUUGCUGCUGAUGUUGGGGAUCGCAACACGGUUGACUUCCUAGCAACGAAUGAAGAGGUUGAUGUUGCCAAAGCCCUCCAGGAGCGAUUAAAGAUAGCCGAGGAAACCAUCACAAGCCUUCGCGCUCAAAUAGAACAACUUGCGCAAGAUUCAAAAUCGGAAGAUUCAGCACCCCUCAUCCGUUCUGAAGCCGAGGCCCGUCAAGACCUGGUAGUUGCUCGGCAGCGUGUAGAAUCGAUAGACCGACUGCUGGGACCUGAUGGUAAUUCAGAAAUUUCGGAAAUAACUAAAAGGCUUCAAGCGGAAGUUGAUCGUCAACAGGUUCUCGAGGCCAAACUAGCUGCUCAAGAAGCGUCAGCUUCAAUGUUGUAUACCGAAGUCGAUCGACUUUCUACUGCUUGGGCCGUGUUGGAUGAACAAAACCGCGACAAGGUCUUUAAACUGGCCGAGCACGACGAAAAAGUACUCAAAGCAGUUCAUGAGAAAGCCAAAGCUGAUAAUCGAUAUUUCAGUGCCAUGCGCGCGAACGAGACGUUGAAGUCCCAGACUGCUGUGUUGGAAAAAAUGGCUGAAAAGCAAACUGUGACGAUUUCGAAAAUAUCAGACGAGCUCCGGGCAGUUUCCGCUAGAUUGACCUCUGCUGAGAAAGAAAUUACAAUCCAUCAAAAAAUGGCCGAAGCUCACAAAACAAAGACGACGGAAUUGUCGAUUGAAAAUGCGGACCUCAUCACGCGGUGCUCACAACACGACCAGAAGGUGAUCGAACUAUCAGCUCUUCUACGCGAUCGUACGGCGCAAGCUGAAACCGAAGCUUCAGCUCGCAGGACUGCUGAAGAGAGUGUCAUGAAUCUCGAAAAAGAGAUCCAACGAUCAAAAUUGACAGGCUCAAAUGGACGCGGCGGGCUGGAACCGGCAGAGGUCGCUGAACUCCGGAGUUUCAAUGACGAUUUAACCAAAAUGCUGAAAUGUAAUUCGUGCAAGCAGAGGUUCAAAUCGCACGUGAUCACGAGAUGUAUGCAUUUGUUUUGUGGUGCUUGUCUAGAAGCCCGGUUAGAAACCCGACAGAGAAAAUGCCCGACGUGCAGUAUUGCUUUUGGUACCAAUGAUGUUUCGGCUGUGUAUUUUUAA
Puccinia triticina is the source of this 2514-nucleotide messenger RNA. RefSeq lists its product as uncharacterized. Gene Ontology annotation, cellular component: nucleus; HULC complex. Bases 1 to 2514 code for a protein of 837 amino acids. Gene Ontology annotation, molecular function: ubiquitin protein ligase activity; metal ion binding. The record is from RefSeq and is a predicted model, not a curated record. NCBI's taxonomy places the organism in Eukaryota, Fungi, Basidiomycota, Pucciniomycetes, Pucciniales, Pucciniaceae. The transcript is spliced from 10 exons.